AUGCAGCAGCAGUUUGUGAUUGAACAUGUUGAUGAUGGUAGUCCAGGGCAAGAUUAUGAUCCCACCAAUGUACACGACAACACAGAGAAUGACAGUUUGCAAGAUGAAGAUGAAUUGGAAACAAAUAGACUGAGAUGGAAAAAAGCCAGAAACCAGGUUUUUGCCAACUACCUACCCUACUAUAACAUUCUUGCCAAAGCGGCGGAGACAUCCUUUGCAUCAUUCUGUGAAGUGCAGAAGGGCUUUCCUGAGUUUGUAAAGAAGGUUGUUUCGCUUUCUCGAGAAGAGGAAGAAACUAGAAAUGGUGGGGCAAUUGAUACUUCUAUGGGCCUCCCCACUGAUCGAGCAAAAUCGAAUCGGCGACGAAAGCCAUUUUACAGUCCUGACCGUAGAAGUGAUACCAGAAGUACAAAAGAAAGGCAUGACCAAGGCAGCAAGUCCACGGAUCAGAACGGGGACAAGUCCCCGGAUCAGAACGGGGACGAGACCACGGAUCAAAAUGGGGACAAAACAUUGUCGUUUUAG
Phaeodactylum tricornutum CCAP 1055/1 is the source of this 525-nucleotide messenger RNA. RefSeq lists its product with no specific name. The transcript has a single exon. Bases 1 to 525 code for a protein of 174 amino acids. Lineage: Eukaryota; Bacillariophyta; Bacillariophyceae; Surirellales; Neidiaceae. The record is from RefSeq and is a predicted model, not a curated record.